GGUGACGUGGAUGGAUAAUUGCUUGUGGUGUGAGAACACCUUCGAUUAUUACGCAACCCGACCAAUUCGACGAAUCUGAUACAUUACUCAUUUCUUCUUCUUCUUCUUCUUCUUCUUCUUCUACAACACAAGAUUCUUUCUCUUCCAAUCAUUUGCUAAACUUUUCUGAAAAUACAAAAAAUAAGGAAGGAAUCAUGAGUAGUCACAGAGCUGGAACGUUGGUGGUUCUUCUCUUGUUGGGUUUGAUCUUGGUUUCUGACGCUAGAUCUUUCGUUGACUCCACCACCACCCUCUCAGAGCAAGUUUCCAACAAGGAAGAGGUUUGCACUCUAUGUGAGGAAUAUGUUACUGAUGCUCUCACCUACCUUGAGAAAAAUGUCACACAAGCCGAAAUCAUUGACGAUCUUCACGAACGUUGUUCCCAAUUGCGUGGAUUUGCGAAGCAGCAGUGCAUAACUUUGGUUGAUUACUAUGUUCCUCUCUUCUUCUUACAACUGAAGUCGUUUCAACCUCACUAUUUCUGCAAGAGGUUGAAUCUUUGUGGCAAAGUGGUUGCUCUUGUUGAAGAUGUCCGUCAGGACAGUUGCGGUGUUUGCCACAGGACUGUUUCUGAGAUUCUCAUCAAACUUCAAGAUCCUGACACACAGCUGGAUAUCGUUGAACUGCUUCUCAAGGGAUGCAAAUCGUUCAAGAACUACGAGAAGAAGUGCAAGACGUUGGUGUUCGAGUAUGGACCUCUGAUCCUAGUAAAUGCAGAGGAAUUCCUAGUGAAAAACGACAUCUGCACACUCUUGCGCGCGUGUCCAGCUGAGACAUCGGUUCUAAGGCAGCCAGUGUUGGCGGAUUCUUGAAUGUUAGAACGAUGCCAUAAUAGGAUUUACACACGAGCUGCUUCAUAAGAAUUGUUGUAGACUUGGUACUGUCUAUAUGUAUUGAUGGAUUCAAAACACAACCUCGAACAUGUCUCUUUGCAUUUGUGAAUAUAUAAGAAUUUGUAACUCUACCAUGAUAAUAUGUUUGUAUUCUAUCCUUUUUUCUCUAAUACAGGUUUGGCAAACUGAAUA
Messenger RNA from Camelina sativa (false flax), 1064 nucleotides. RefSeq lists its product as uncharacterized. Lineage: Eukaryota; Viridiplantae; Streptophyta; Magnoliopsida; Brassicales; Brassicaceae. The record is from RefSeq and is a predicted model, not a curated record. Gene Ontology annotation, biological process: lipid metabolic process.